GUAAUUCAUAUUCAUGAGUUUUUACCUUUACCGUAGUAGGAUUCGUCAAUUCGUUUCCCUCCCUUGUGAAGGAUCCAUCCCACGUCAUGAGGAGCUGCAGUUCCUCGCUCACUUUUGUAUUUGGAAACUUCUGGGACGCUUGAGGAUCAGUGGUCGACAAACACCUAUCGAUUGAGCGGGAUGAAACGUGCUAUUAUUUUGCAAAUGAGCCAUCAAAAACAGACGUUUCAUUCACAGCACACUUGAGACUUUCGAAAAAAAAAAAAAGAAAAGAAAAAAAAACGCGUAUUCGUCGCACACAGAUAUUCUGUUAUCACUUGUGGAGCGGUUUGGAAGUUGUAACACACUGACACUCCAGUGUCCACCAGUAUCAGUUGUAUAAGAGGAAUGUUCACUGUGAGGAUGUAUCUAAUAAGGAUUACAACGAAUGUAUUGAUGCAUUUCACUAAAACAAAUUUCUUGGUGAUGUCCAUCUUUCUCGCAACCUUUACAUAUGCAGUGGCUGAUAUGAACCUGUCAGAGUCUGGAGAGAUUGAAGCUUUGGCUGAAGCUCAGAGCAGGGGUCUGCCUACAGCUGAAGGUUAUUUCCUGGAGUUUGUGGAGCAGCCAAACAAUAUAACCAUAGUUCAGGGCCAGACGGCCACUCUGCACUGCAAAGUAGCGGGCCACCCACGGCCAAGCAUCCGCUGGCUGAAGAACGAUGCCCCGGUGGUGCAGGAGCAGGGCCGAGUGUCCAUCCGCAAAACAGAGGCUGGAUCCAAACUCCGUAUUCAGGACCUGGACACCACUGACACCGGAUACUACCAGUGUGUGGCCUCCAAUUCUGUCAAAGUCAUCUCGGCAACUGGAGUGCUCUAUGUGCGACUAGGACAGUCCCCGGCGCAUGGGGGAGCAGAUGAUUCAACACACGAGAAGGGCUUCUGCCAGCCAUACCGAGGCAUCGCUUGUGCUCGCUUCUUAGGAAACAGAAGUAUCUAUGUGGAGUCUCUGCAGAUGCAGGGAGAAAGUGAAAACCGCAUCACUGCGGCUUUUACUAUGAUUGGCACCUCCACUCAGCUCUCAGACCAAUGUUCUGAGUUUGCCAUUCCUUCCUUCUGCUACUAUGUCUUCCCGUUGUGUGAGGACAGCACCAGAGGUCCACGGCAGCGCCAGCUCUGCCGCGAUGAGUGUGAGGCUUUGGAAAACAACUUGUGCAAUGCCGAGUAUACCAUUGCACGCUCAAACCCCCUCAUCCUCAUGCAGCUCGAGCUGCCCGCAUGCAACCAGCUUCCACACCCUGGAUCACCUGAAGCUGCCAGCUGCAUUCGCAUUGGCGUGCCACCCCAAUAUUCACCCCCAGAUCACAGCUGUUACAAUGGAAGUGGCGCCAACUACAGGGGCACAGUCAGUGUGACAAAAUCAGGUUACCAGUGCCAGCCCUGGAGUGUCCAAUAUCCACACAGUCACCAUCUGACCCAUAUUGAGUACCCGGAGCUCAGAGGAGGGCACAAUUUCUGCAGGAAUCCUGGAGGGCAAAUGGAGAGCCCUUGGUGUUUCACUUUGGACCCUAAUGUUAGAGUGGAUGUCUGUGACAUUCAUCCCUGCAAAGCCCCAGAGAAAAUGAAAAAGGAGAUACUGUACAUCUUAAUACCCAGUAUAGCCACCCCUCUUGUUAUUGCCUGCUUAUUCUUCUUGGUCUGCAUGUGCCGCAACAAACAAAAGGAUUCUGCUGACACACCUAGUCGCCGGCAACUCACCGCCUCACCAAGUCAAGAAAUGGAGCUGCCCCUUCUCAAUCAGCACAAGCAUCAGGCAAAGCUGAGAGAAAUCAACCUGUCUGCAGUUCGAUUCAUGGAGGAGCUUGGAGAAGACCGUUUCGGCAAGGUCUACAAAAGUCACCUCUAUGGUACCGCCCCAGGUGAACAGACACAGGUGGUGGCCAUAAAGACUGUGAAAGACAAGGACGAAGGUACACUGCGGGAGGAAUUCCGCCACGAGGCCAUGCUCCGUUCCCGCCUACAGCACCCCAAUAUUGUCUGCCUUUUGGGUGUGAUAACUAAAGACCAGCCCAUGAGUAUGAUUUUCAGCUACUCGGGCCACGGUGACCUCCAUGAGUUCCUGGUCAUGCGGUCCCCCCACUCAGAUGUGGGCAGCUCUGAUGAUGACAAGACGGUCAAAUCCACACUAGAACAAGCAGACUUCCUACACAUUGUCACACAGAUAGCUGCUGGAAUGGAGUAUCUGUCUAGCCACCAUGUGGUCCACAAAGAUCUGGCUGCUCGCAACAUCCUGGUCUGCGAUAAGCUCAAUGUGAAGAUCCUGGACCUUGGGCUGUUCCGAGAGGUCUACUCUGCUGACUACUAUAAGUUGAUGGGCGCUAGUCCCUUCCCCAUUCGUUGGAUGUCCCCAGAAGCCAUAUUGUACGGCAAGUUCUCCACUGAUUCAGACAUCUGGUCCUAUGGCGUGGUGCUGUGGGAGAUAUUCAGCUAUGGCCUUCAACCUUAUUGCGGCUAUUCAAACCAGGAUGUCAUCGAGAUGGUACGCAGCAGACAAGUGCUGUCUUGCCCAGAUGACUGUCCGGCCUGGAUUUACACACUCAUGUUAGAGUGCUGGAGCGAGUUACCUGCAAGAAGGCCACGUUUCAAAGAUAUUCACACACGUUUGCGCACCUGGGAGAGCUUGUCUAACUACAAUAGCUCUGCACAGACCUCGGGGGUAAGCAACACCACUCAGACCAGCUCCCUCAGCACGAGCCCCGUCAGUAAUAUUAGCAAUGCCCGCUAUGUUAGUCCAAAAAAGGCAUCCCCCUUUCCUCAGCCUCAGUUCAUGCCCAUAAAGGGCCAGAUGCGCCCGAUGGUGCCACCUCAGCUCUACAUCCCAGUCAAUGGCUACCAGCCAGUGCCUGGCUAUCCAUACCUGCAAAACUUCUACCCUAUGCAGAUCCCCAUGCAAAUGCCUUCACAGCAGUUGCACCCACAGAUGAUAGCCAAGGCUGGAUCGCACCACAGUGGAAGCGGCUCCACCAGCACUGGCUACGUCACCACAGCACCCUCCAAUGGAUCUGGCACAGAAAAGGCAGUCCUUUUGAAUGAAGAGCAAAAGGCAUCUGAAGAGGAUAUAGCUGAUGUGGCCUCUCAAAAUGGUCUCCUCAAUGAGGACAUAUCUGUUUUUGAGACAGAGCUCCUGGGGGACAAUGACAGCGCACAGACAGAAGACAAUGAUGUCAACUCAGAAGCAUAGGCCACCUUUUGGAUCUGAUGAGAAAGAACAAUUCUGUUAACUGUGAUUUUUGUCAUUUGGACAACAGUUUAAAAAGUGAAGGGAAACCAUUAAUUAACUCAUUAACUUGCUGUUAUAUAUGGGUUUUAUCUGAGUUGAAGAAGGUACUUUUAAACUAAUCUCAAUUUUUCCCAUAAGCUUCGGAUUUCUGAGUCUUUGAUGAAGAAUCUGGCUUUCAGCCCUUGUGUUUUGGGUUCAGGAGCAGACAUGAUACAUGGAUAGCAUCUUGGUUUGGCUUUUGAAUCAGUGUUGCAAAGCUAUUCAAAAGAAUGUACAUUCUUACUGUUGCUGAGCAAAAUUAAACAUCUUUUUAACAAGGAAAUCUAUUUAUGGUAGCCCAAUCACGUUUAUGUCCAUACUGCGAAAGGCCGAGUAAUAGUCGUCUCACAUUAUCACUAACAUAAGAAUAAAACUUCACUUUUUUUCUUUUACUUUUUUUUUCUAUUAAUGCUUUGAGCUCCACCACAGGAUAAAACUUAUUUCUUACUUGUUGGCAUUGCAUGAUGAAGACUGCACCAUGGAUCACAAUUCGGAACUAUAAAGGACAUGGAUGUGCAAAGAAAUGGAUUCUUUGUUUUAGACAUAGCUUUUUUAAAUGUUGAAUCCAUGUUGUAAAGAUUUAUAAUUUAUGUAAUUGAUUCUCUAAGAUUUGUAAUUGGUUUGAAAUAUUCUUCUGUAAUGUUUCUCAUUUUUUGGCAGGUUUAUUUAGCCAGUAGUAUUACUUUUAAAUCAUACCAACCAGAUACUUGCUUUCUACCCGGAUGUUAACAAACAUUAACAUAUACUGUGUAAAUCGAGGCACAUGAACUGUCCAAUAAAGUAAUACAUUUUACUUGUUUAGUUUUCCCGACCUCUAUAAAAUUGAUGC
Messenger RNA from Myxocyprinus asiaticus (Chinese sucker), 4126 nucleotides. RefSeq names its product tyrosine-protein kinase transmembrane receptor ROR2-like. Gene Ontology annotation, molecular function: protein binding; transmembrane receptor protein tyrosine kinase activity; ATP binding. The transcript is spliced from 9 exons. Gene Ontology annotation, cellular component: signaling receptor complex. The record is from RefSeq and is a predicted model, not a curated record. Lineage: Eukaryota; Metazoa; Chordata; Actinopteri; Cypriniformes; Catostomidae. Bases 388 to 3219 code for a protein of 943 amino acids. Gene Ontology annotation, biological process: positive regulation of kinase activity; multicellular organism development; protein phosphorylation.